AUGGACCUCCUGGAGCCGAUGAGGGGGGAGAACAGCACCUCGGUGACUAAAUUCAUCCUCCUUGGUCUCUCCAGCAACCUGCAGGAGCAACUCAUCCUCUUUGGGGUCUUCACAGCCAUCUACAUGGUGGCCCUGAUGGACAACGUGCUCAUCUUACCACUGAUCAGUCUGGACUCCAGGCUCCACACACUCAUGUAUUUCCUCCUGGGCAACCUUUCAGUGGUGGACAUUGGCUACAUCAGCUCCACCAUGCCCAAGAUGUUGGCCAAUUACCUGUUGCAGGACAAGUCCAUCUCAUGGGCUUUCUGCCUCACUCAGAUGUUCUUCUUCAUCUCCUUCGGGGGGAUCGAGUGCCUGCUGCUGGGGGUCAUGGCCUAUGACCGCUACGUUGUCAUCUGUCAUCCUCUGCACUAUGGCACAGUGAUGAACAGCAGAGCUUGUGUCCAAAUGGCAGCAAGUGCCUGGAUCAAUGGUAGUCUCAAUUCUUCACUGCACACUGGGAACACGUUUGCAUUAACCUUCUGUGGAGGCAACAUGGUGGAUCAGUUCUUCUGUGAAAUCCCCAAGCUACUAAAGCUCGCCUGCUCUGACUCAUACCUCAGUGAAGUUCAGGUUCUCACCUUUAGUGCAUGCUUAGGCUUAAGCUGCUUUAUUUUAAUAACUUUUUCUUAUGUUCAGAUCUUCAAAACAGUGCUGAGAAUCCCCUCUGAGCAGGGUUGCCAUAAAGCCUUCUCCACCUGUCUUCCUCACCUCAUUGUGGUCUCUUUAUUUAGGAGCUGUGUGGAGCUGGCGUUGAGCAUCGCUGGCACUAAAGGACCAAUGCUGCGGGAAGAAGAAAAAAACAGAAGCCUGGGUAUGUUAUAUUCUGCAGUGUCCCCAGUAAUAAAUCUGCUCAUUUAUAAUCUGAGAAACAAGGAAAUAAAAGAAGCUUUGAACAAAAUUUUAGAUAAGAUAGUUUUCAGCAAGAGAAGAUUUUCUUCUUAA
Malaclemys terrapin pileata is the source of this 984-nucleotide messenger RNA. RefSeq names its product olfactory receptor 1G1-like. Bases 1 to 984 code for a protein of 327 amino acids. Gene Ontology annotation, biological process: G protein-coupled receptor signaling pathway. Lineage: Eukaryota; Metazoa; Chordata; Testudines; Emydidae. Gene Ontology annotation, molecular function: olfactory receptor activity; G protein-coupled receptor activity. The transcript has 5 exons. The record is from RefSeq and is a predicted model, not a curated record. Gene Ontology annotation, cellular component: membrane.